Messenger RNA from Lutzomyia longipalpis, 4327 nucleotides. Its product is annotated as small G protein signaling modulator 2-like. Gene Ontology annotation, molecular function: GTPase activator activity. Lineage: Eukaryota; Metazoa; Arthropoda; Insecta; Diptera; Psychodidae. The coding region runs from base 313 to 3639 and encodes 1108 amino acids. Gene Ontology annotation, biological process: activation of GTPase activity. The transcript is spliced from 12 exons. The record is from RefSeq and is a predicted model, not a curated record.
AGCGCAUUGUAAACUCCGCGCUUGUGUUCAACAGUCAGGCGCAAUAUUGAUUUCCAGAGCCAAAGGAGAGUGUCAUAGGCAAGAGUUUGCCGUACAUUCAGUAUGUGGUGAGAAUUGGCCCGAUUGCUGGGAACAGCGAGUGGUAAAAAAAAGAGAGCCAUUCUGGCAAGAAAAAGGGCGUUUUGUGACGCAAAAAGCCAAUCCGAGGGGAUUUUUGCAAAUCUUCACUAAUCAUCCAUGGUUCAAGACAUUUGCGGUUUGUACAGUUUGUAUCAUCCGUGAGUCUUACUCUGCAUUUUGUGUCCACAUCAAAUGGUCUUCGUGUACGACGGAGUUCAAGAGAAAAUUUUUCAUCGUCUCUUCCGGCUGGGAAAAUUUUCCUUCCACAAUCAGCAACAUAUGAAAGCCGAUUCCUCCAAUGAGUACAAAGAGCGCCUCAUAGCAUCUGUGAAGCGAGAGGUGAAGCAGGUGAUGGAGGAGGCUGUGACCAGAAAGUUUAUACAUGAAGAAUCAGGAUCGGUCACUUCAUUAUGCGCUUCCGUUGAGGCAUGUCUUAGCCAAGGGCUACGCAGGCGAGCUUUGGGACUCUUUAAGACAUCAUCAACUACAGCACUGCUGCACAAGGUCGCCAAGCAUUGCCCAGAAGCAGCAUACAUCAGUAAAAAGGUUCUGGAUAUUGAACAUGCUGAUCCCAAUAAGAGAUCCUCAUCAAGCGGUGAUAGUACCAGCAAACCGCCCAUAUUGAAGAAGAACAGCAGCAAUUCGGUGUCCACAACCACUCCACCGGUCUCAGUUCAGCCAACAGUUAAGUAUCUCUGGAUCCGCCUUGCGCUGUAUGACAAGAAACUCUCCCGGAUCAUUGACCAUCUCGUGACAAAUGCUCCACGCUACUAUGACCGGGAUUCCCUGGUCGCAGAUCCAGACUACGGAUCAAUCUUGAGCUCACUUCUUGUUGGACCAUGUGCCCUAGAGUACUCGCGCACAAAGACUGCUGAUCAUUUCUGGACAGAUCCACCGGCAGAUGAACUUGUACAGCGUCAUCGCAUCAGCUCUAGUCAUCCCACACCACCAUCCUGUCGACGGCCAAUUCUCAAUUUCAAGCGAAGCCUGCAUACAAGCUCCGAAGAUGGGAGUAAUAGCUCAUUCAAGUCAACAGCUUCAGCUACAGUUGCCAAGGACUAUGUGGAGUCACUUCAUCAAAACUCCAGAGCUACCCUUCUCUAUGGGAAAAACAACGUCUUAGUGUUGCCUAAAGACGUUAAAGAUGAACCGAUGCCGGGGUAUUUGAGUCUUCAUCAGACAGCAUACUCCCUCACAAUUAAAUGGACUCCAAAUCAGCUCAUGAAUGGCUACACUGAAUCGGAAAAUGUAGACAAAAGCUCUUUCUGGGCUUAUGCUCUCAAUAUCAAUGUAGACGACAUAGUCUAUGUCCACUGCCACCAGGCACGUGGCACAGACACCGGUGGAACUGUAAUCCUUGUGGGACAGGAUGGAGUUCAGCGUCCUCCAAUUCAUUUUCCCGAAGGUGGGCACAUGGCGUCCUUUUUGAGUUGCCUCGAAACUGGACUUUUGCCACAUGGGCAACUGGAUCCGCCACUUUGGUCACAGCGUGGCAUUGGAAAGGUCUUCCCCCUCCUUGGCCGGGGUCGCCGUCGUCCACUUCCGUCUCUCCUUGAGACAGCUACAUCCGGCGAGGAGACACCCAUUGACUAUGUUUUCCGUGUUGUAAAUAAGAGCAACCACGAGGAAUUUCUGGCUACACAUUCUAUACUGGACUUUGGGCGUACCAGCCCACGUCGGCAUCAGCUGAGCAGUUGCAGCACAAACGAGAGCAGUGAUUGCUCAAGUAAGAGUAUGUCCAUUGAUUCAGCCAAUCCCGCCCCGGAAACAAGUCCCCAGACAAAGAACCAAGCCACCAGUAUUGCUCUUGUCUGUUCCACAAUGAGGCGUCAGAUCAUCUCUCGUGCUUUCUAUGGAUGGUUAGCCUACUGUAGGCAUCUAUCCACUGUACGUACGCACCUAUCUGGGCUUGUUAAUGGAAGAAUUACUCCAGAAGCAGGGGCUGAGGAAGGUCUCACAAAGAGUGUUUGGGAGGAAAUGCAUGUGGAUGGUGUUGUUGCGGAUGAUGCAGAAGUGUACCGAUUGGUGUACUUUGGUGGUGUUGAGCAGAGUAUUCGAAAGGAAGUGUGGCCCUACCUACUUGGGCAUUACUCCUUCGGCUCAACUGCCGAAGAGCGAGCAGAACUCGAUCAAUCCACCCACAAUUACUACGAGACCACCAUGAGCGAAUGGCUGGCUGUGGAGGCAAUUGUGAGGCAGAGGGAUAAGGAAAAGACGGCACAUGCUGUUGCCAAAUUAAGCUCAGAAAGUGGGAGUGGGGACAAGACGAAGGGAGUACAUCUCGAUGGAGAAAUGGAAAAUGAUGUUUUUGAGGAGAAUGUCUACUCUGACAUUUCCGAUGUUGAAGGUUUCGAUGACAAUGAUGGCAAUCAUAUUAAGGAUCUCCCAAUGGAUCCCAAAAAUCCAACAAUGCAACCCGAGACUGAAAGUGUCCCGGAGGAGGAUGGUACAAUGCAGGAUGAUAAGAAAGGGAUGACGCUUGAAGUGGGUGCAGAAAGUGCCGGUGGAAGCAACAAGAGCUCACCAACAGCUUCCUCCUAUGAGACUGUUGGGGCGGAAUUUAUUGAGUUUACCGACCCGAGCUUGGCGAAGAUGCUUAGCCCAAGUGUGGACAAGGAUGAGGAAGAGGAUACUGUCUGUGGAGAAACAUCGGCACAUGUGAUAGUAACAAAUGCCUCUAUUGACGUGGCCAAUCUGGCCGAAGUGAUGCAGGAAAAAGAAAAAAUUGACGAUCCAAUGUCUCCACUUCAGGAGGAAGUGGCCCAGAAUUCUUUGGAUGCAUUGCAAGAGCCAAAAUCUGCAUGUGUCUCACCAGCAAGCUCUAAUGGAGGAAUCUACAGCAGUGAAUUAUUGGAAUUGUUUGGAUUGAACCUCCAUCGUAUUGAAAAGGAUGUGAAUAGAUGUGAUAGAAAUUAUUACUUCUUUGCCAAUGAGAAUAUUGGAAAUUUGGAUAAAUUGAGGAAUGUUAUUUGCACAUACGUUUGGGAGCAUCUUGAUGUGGGAUACAUGCAAGGGAUGUGUGAUCUCUUGGCACCAAUAUUGGUCAUUUUGGAUGAUGAAUCACUCAGCUAUGGGUGCUUCUGUCGCCUUAUGGAGAGAAUGAUUGAGAACUUUCCAAAUGGUGAUUCAAUGGACAUGCAUUUUGCAAAUAUGAGGUCCCUCAUUCAGAUUCUCGACUCUGAAAUGUACGACCUAAUGCAUGCUCAUGGGGAUUACACUCACUUCUAUUUCUGCUACCGUUGGUUUUUGCUUGAUUUUAAGCGAGAACUCGUGUAUGCGGAUGUUUUUGCCACUUGGGAGGUAAUUUGGGCAGCCAAACACGUGGCAUCUGGCCACUUUGUUCUCUUCCUAGCCCUCGCCCUCCUUGAAACCUACAGAGACAUCAUCAUAGUCAACAGUAUGGAUUUCACGGAUGUCAUUAAAUUCUUUAAUGAAAUGGCUGAGAGACACAAUGCCAAUGAAGUACUCAAGCUCGCUAGGAGUUUGGUACUUCAGCUACAGACCAUUAUUGAAAAUUGAAUUUUUCAUUCCAUGCGUGGGGGGUGGUAUCCUGUUAUGUGGGUGUUAAGAGUGAUGGGAGAAUAUCGAUAGCUGACAAGAGUCUUCUUUUAGUGUUUGUAUGUACAUAAUACGAUUGAGGGAGAAAAUUGAUUAUAUCUCUAAAUGUCACUGUUACCUCUAAAAAACAUUUUACAAAUGAAUCGCUUCUACAAGUUUUCCAAAGUUGGAAAGUAUCCUUGGGAUUUUUUUCCAACUUCAGUGUUAUCUCUCUCUUGAAAUUUUUAUGUGAUUGCCGGCACAGCUAAAAAAAAGUUUGUAAUAUUUUUUAGAGUAUUUUUUUAAAUUAAAGUUUAUAUUUAUGUUGCAAAUAUAUUAUAUAAUUAUAGUAUAUAGUAAAUUGUUGAGAGCACAUAGUUAUUAUUUUUAAUUCUUAUAGUCUGUUACAACGUUAAAAAAAAUAAUCAAUUUAUGUAACAUUAUAACUGAUGUUAAUUUAAGGAAGAAAUGAUCAUAGUAUUAGCCACUGAAAUGAAUGCCAAUUUCAUCGAUUAUGUAAAAGAAAAUUUUCAAUUCCUCGAAAAAGAAAGAGAAAACAACUAAACAGGGCUAGAAAACUAUUUUCAUAUCACAAAAUUGUGAAAAACAAGUAAUCAAUUUGGAUGAAAAACUUUUAAAAUAAAUGUUAAAGAAAUUUAAAAAAAAAGUA